Neurospora tetrasperma FGSC 2508 is the source of this 782-nucleotide messenger RNA. RefSeq lists its product as uncharacterized. Gene Ontology annotation, cellular component: mitochondrion. Gene Ontology annotation, molecular function: thiosulfate-cyanide sulfurtransferase activity. The transcript is spliced from 3 exons. The record is from RefSeq and is a predicted model, not a curated record. The coding region runs from base 20 to 661 and encodes 213 amino acids. Lineage: Eukaryota; Fungi; Ascomycota; Sordariomycetes; Sordariales; Sordariaceae.
CACCGACAUCAUAAACAUAAUGCUGUCCGCCCCAACAAGACGUUCCAUCGCCCGCCUCUCUGCCGGCGCGGCGAAGUCUAUCGGCUCUACCGGUACCACUUCCGUUGCCGGUAGUGUUACGAACGCGACCUUGCGCAAGGCUGCUGCUGCUACCAAAGGACAACAACAAGUGAUCCCGACGAAAAGAGCUUUCUCGACCGCUGUGCGCCCAAAUAACACAUCAACAGCAACAAGGGCGGCUAGGGCGGCGUAUUACUCGCAGGAGGCGCAGGGAAAGGGACAGAAGGGAGAGAAUAAGAUUUGGGCUUUUGAGGAGAUCCAAACCUUGAUCGAAGAUCCUAACCGAAACGUUAUUAUCAUCGAAGAAAAAAAAGACACCCGCGAACCAGGUGAACUCCACCAAACAGGCCGCAUCCCCACAGCCAUCAACAUCCCCAUCACCACCUCCCCGGACUCCUUUUUCAUUUCCGAAGACGAAUUCGAAGACCGCUUUGGUUUUCCCCGCCCCUCUAAAGACAGUGAAGUCGUUUUUUACUGCAAGGCUGGCGUGCGCAGUAGAGGGGCUGCGGGGCUGGCGAGAGAGGCCGGGUGGGAGAAGGUGGGUGAGUACCCUGGGAGUUGGCUGGAUUGGGCGGCGAGGGGGGGCAAGGUUGAGCGUUAGGGGUGAUGAGGAUGAGGUUUGAUUGAAGGGAGGAGGAAGGGGGAAGGAAAAUGAGGGAGGAAGAAGGGGGAGGAAGGGGUUAUUUCCUUGAACCUGGCUUGCGUAGAGCAAGAAAAAAAAA